Fusarium sp. VM40 is the source of this 1974-nucleotide messenger RNA. The record is from the annotation of a GenBank genome assembly. NCBI's taxonomy places the organism in Eukaryota, Fungi, Ascomycota, Sordariomycetes, Hypocreales, Nectriaceae.
AUGAUGAGUUCUGCGACAUGGAACGGACAAGACCAAACAAUGGCGUCAACCGGAGAGGAUGAUUUUCACCAGUUCCUCGAUAUGAGCGCCAUGGGAGGCCUGGGCGAUAGCAUGCACUUCGACUUCCAAUCCUUUCAAGAUAGUUCGGCGCAGGGCCUCAUAAAUCAAACGCGCGAUGCUCCCGACACAAUAAUGACCGACAGCGACAACCCGGGCUUGAUGGCCACGGCUAAUGCGAUGCCAAUGUCAACGUCUACUAGUCAAUCAACUAUCCCGGCCCAUAUGAUGACGCCCGCGAGCGACCCCAUUUCCAACAUCGACGCCCAGAUUCAGUAUCUUCAGCAACAAAAGUUUCAACAACAGCAGCGGCAAUUACAAGAGCAGCACGCGGCUUUCUUCCAUAGCCACAGCCACAACCACUCAGUGCCUCCUACACCGCAAAGUCUUGAGAUGCCCAACAGCGGCCAGUUCUACUCCCAGGCUGAGCAAAUGCCAUCAUCAGGUGCUUACGAUAGAGGCUAUCACCAACGCAUGAAGGAGCAAGAUAUGGCAUUUACGCCCCUUGUCUCUCCUGCGGUUACACCUCUAGAUCCUAACUUCUCGAUGGACAAUGGCUAUACUAUUCCCAACACCUACUUUAGCCCUCUGACUUCACCAGCUCUGCAUGCGCAAAACGACUCCUCUACAAUUUACGAUCCACGCCACACUAAUACCAAUAAUUCGCCAAUUGACGUGGAUCUUGAUAGAUCUGCUGGUCCUGUUGCAUCUGUCUUGGAUCUACCUAAGAAACCUGCAAGGAAAAAGGCCGCAACUAAGUCUCGAGCCAAGACCAGCAUCCGAAGCUCUCCUAUUGUGAAGCCUCAGCGUCGGAGAAUUGGACCCAGCCCGGCUAUUGUCUCCCAGGUACUAAGCGAGGUCGAAGAGAACAACGGCUCACUUCUUCCCAUGUCCGCGACUUCAACCGAGACCUCGGCAGAGGAGAAUUCAUCAGUAUCACCUGAAGCUCUCUUGGAGAUGCCCCCACCUCCAAUUCCCAACAGGAGAUCGACAAGCAAAUCGCCAUAUAUUCAAGCGCAAUUGAGCAACCAGCAGACGCCUGUCUCGGCCCCUAUGGACUUGCACCCGGCCCCAGCUACUCCAGCGUCACUCAUGAAACUACCGGCAUCCAGGACAAACAAACAGGCCACAGGACAUACCGAACCUAUGGUUUCUGAGCAUAUCGAAUCGCUCGAGUUACCUGAGUCGGUAUCCAGCAAGACUAUGACCCCGGUUAUCUCGCGCUCUUCCGUGCAGUCUUCUUCUCUAGAGCCUGCAUUCGGCAAGGGAUCCAGCUUUCAGCCAUUGCCAUCUCCUGUAUUCCCCAAACGUUCAGGACCGGCCUCGGCUAGUGCGAGCCCUCAACUGGCUCCCGGAUCGACAGGCCCAUCUGCACGCAGAACUCCUCAGCUCGCCCCCAGAGCAGGCAGGAAACGAUCAACGGGUUCUGUCCACGUCUCACCCGCUCUGUUGCCCAGAAUCUCUCCCAGUAUCAAGCCUCUGCUACCUGGUACCCCUGGCAUGACGCCAGCGGAAAGUGCUGCCUCACAGCUACUAAUGUCCAAGUCCAAUUACCAGAACAUUCUAGAGGGUAACAAGGUCCCGGGUGUGUCGUACCCUAGCGAGCUUUCAACAAAUCUCACAUCAAAGCGAACAUCACACAAGAUCGCGGAGCAAGGACGCCGUAACCGAAUCAAUUCAGCGUUGCAGGUCAUGGCUGGGCUCUUACCCGGAGGAGACAAAGCGAAUUUGAUCGAAGAAAGCGACAAGAAGGACGGGAAGCAAGCGAACGCGCAGAACAGCAAAGCCAGCGUGGUUGAGAACGCCAUCGCACACAUGAAAACCCUGGAGAAAGAAAAUGCGGAUCUGAAGAAGGAAAUGGAGGAACUGAAAAAGCAACUGGAAGGGCUGCAAGGGUCGACGGACGACAAACAAUGA